Messenger RNA from Phymastichus coffea, 1818 nucleotides. RefSeq names its product RNA-binding protein 7. Bases 161 to 808 code for a protein of 215 amino acids. Gene Ontology annotation, biological process: regulation of alternative mRNA splicing, via spliceosome. The transcript has 2 exons. NCBI's taxonomy places the organism in Eukaryota, Metazoa, Arthropoda, Insecta, Hymenoptera, Eulophidae. Gene Ontology annotation, molecular function: single-stranded RNA binding. Gene Ontology annotation, cellular component: nucleus. The record is from RefSeq and is a predicted model, not a curated record.
UUUCUUUAAAUUAGGUAUUGUUUGGACUUUCGCCUUUUUGAGGUUCGGACCAGAUAGUUCGAGUUUAAAUCAAAACAAUCAGCAUAUUUUAACUCGUUUUGAUGAAAGAUUGUACAAAAUUGGUCACUCUUCGAUUUGUUUAAAUAAAAUUUGCGAGAUCAUGGGUGACGACGAUAUGAGAACUAUUUGGUGUGGGGGUCUACACGAAAAAGUUACAGAGGAUAUACUUUAUGAAUUAUUUAUGCAGGGUGGUCCUGUGGAAAAAGUAAGUAUCCCGAAAGAUCGAGAUGGUAAACAAAAGAAUUUUGGAUUUGUGACGUUCAAGCACUUAUCUUCGGUGCCAUAUGUAUUAGAUCUAUUUGAUGGAACUUCUUUGUUUAGUCGGACGUUGAAUAUGAAAUCUCGAAAUAAUUCUAUAGAAAAUUCUAAUUUUAACAGACAGUCGCAGCACAGUGCAAAUUUGAAUUUUAUGUAUCAAACUAACGCAAUGGAACAUAAGGCAUCUAAAAUUCAAAGUGAGAUGGAAUUAAGCCAACAAAUUUUGAUAGGUAACAUGGCACCUACAGCAUUCGCACCAAACAAUGUAUUUAUGUUACCUGGUAUGAUGAACUAUCCCAGUCAAAAUUCUCUUCAAGGUUCAAAAAAUUCCUCAGAUUAUAAUCGAGGAAACAGAUAUCAAAAUCGCAAUCAUCCGUAUCGUGAUCGUGAUUAUUAUGACAAUCGACAACAUAAUCGAGACAAUAAACCAUAUAAUAAACAUUCAUCUCAUCGAUCAUACCGCCAUGACAACAGACGAAAGUAUUACUGAAAUCAAGUUUCCUUUUCUUGAUUAAUAAGAUUUGAUACACUUUAGUAAAAAGAUUGAUGUAAUAUGCGUGAAAGACUUUUUCUUAAUUAUAUCUGUAAAUUACUAUUGAACUUCAAAAAAGUACAUACAAAUGUGUACACAUAUGUAGAUAUAAAUAUAUAUUUAUAUCUUAUCUUUAUUUUGAAUAGUCUAGAAAUUAUUUUUUUUACACAAUACAUUAAAAGUAUACCAUAAUUCAUGAUUCUAUUUCUUGCUAUAUUUCAAUGUGUAAUAUUGCUAUUCUAUCAAUGCUUUUUACAAAUUUGUGUAUAAAAAAUUUAAUAUGUAAGAAGACAGGAAGAUUGUUUUAUCUUCAGCAAUGGAAAAAUUUAAGGAAUUCUUUAUUCAUUCCCUAAUUAAUUUAUAAUACAUUUAUUUUUUCGCACUAAAUAGCUUAUGAUAAAAUUUGUUUGAUUUAUUCAACUCCAUUGCAGAUUCAAAUAGUUAACGUGUAAUAUUUAAUGCAUAAUUUUUUUUAUUCGAUAGAAAAGUGAAGAUAAGUUAAUAGUUUACUUAGAUUGUAAUUUUUUGUUACAAAUAUUUUAAAAAAGUACGAUCAACUUAUCAAUUAGCAGGAUUGUAAUAUGAUAAUGUAACAUGCAUUAAUGCAAAUGAUUUACGUUAUUUCUAUUAAUACUGCUAGAGUUAUAAAUAUUUUUGUGUACAUACAUUACGUAUAAUUAAACUUUUUUCCUAUGCCUACAUAGACUAAUCAUUUUGACAACAUUCCUUAGAGUUGGUUGAGCUAGUUUUUUUAAUUGUGACCUUUCAAGUCAUUUUUACUAUCAUAAGCAAAAAAUUUUUCAUAGUGGAAUGGCUUUUCAAGUAACUUGAUAAUUAUAAAUUUGAGACGACAUUAAAAGCUAAAAAAUUUUUUGGUAUUCAAAGCAGUCAUUUGAUUUUACUUGUUAUGAAACAUGUCAUACAUAGAAGUUACAUAAAGUUCUUUCAUUAUACUAUUUCUCAGUGAC